Arabidopsis thaliana (thale cress) is the source of this 929-nucleotide messenger RNA. RefSeq names its product prenylated RAB acceptor 1.B6 (gene PRA1.B6). The transcript has a single exon. Gene Ontology annotation, biological process: vesicle-mediated transport. NCBI's taxonomy places the organism in Eukaryota, Viridiplantae, Streptophyta, Magnoliopsida, Brassicales, Brassicaceae. Bases 122 to 772 code for a protein of 216 amino acids. Gene Ontology annotation, cellular component: endoplasmic reticulum; endoplasmic reticulum membrane. The record is from RefSeq and is marked reviewed.
CGCAAAAGCACAUGUGAUAGUAGCCGACAGUUUGAAGUAAAGCCAGCAAAUCGUGAAAGCCAUUUACUUUUAGAUCUCUCUCUGCACUCUCUGACUUUGUCCGCAAAGUAGAUCUGCUGCAAUGGCUUCUCCUCUUCUCCCAACUUCGACUACUCCUGAUCAACUUCCCGGCGGCGAUCCACAGUUGCUGAGCUCUCUACGCGUCCUCUUGUCCCGCGUUCUAGCCACCGUCCGUCACGCUUCUGCAGAUGCCAGACCCUGGGCAGAGCUCGUUGACCGGUCAGCGUUUUCCCGGCCACCAUCGCUCUCGGAGGCAACGUCACGAGUAAGGAAGAACUUUUCCUAUUUCCGAGCCAAUUACAUAACCUUAGUGGCAAUCUUACUCGCCGCGUCUCUGCUCACGCACCCUUUCGCUCUCUUCCUCCUCGCAUCGCUGGCCGCUUCUUGGCUUUUCCUCUACUUUUUCCGUCCGGCGGAUCAGCCGUUGGUCAUUGGAGGACGCACGUUCUCCGAUCUUGAGACGCUAGGGAUACUCUGCCUGUCCACUGUGGUGGUGAUGUUCAUGACCAGCGUUGGAUCGCUCUUGAUGUCCACUCUAGCAGUUGGGAUCAUGGGCGUGGCCAUCCACGGAGCGUUUCGUGCUCCCGAAGACCUGUUUCUUGAAGAACAAGAAGCCAUUGGAUCUGGACUUUUCGCAUUCUUCAACAACAAUGCCUCUAAUGCAGCUGCCGCUGCCAUAGCCACCUCAGCAAUGUCACGCGUUCGAGUCUGAGAUUGUUGAAGAGACUACAUUCCUACACCGCAUUUCCAAAGUGUGAUAUUUAUUCAUAUUGAAUUGUUGUAACUUGUAACCAUUCUUUUGUCAUUUCUGUUUUGUUUACUUUGUUGCUGGAAUUUUGAAACACAAUUCAUCUUACUAUACACCAUUA